Suillus clintonianus is the source of this 876-nucleotide messenger RNA. RefSeq lists its product as uncharacterized. The transcript has 3 exons. NCBI's taxonomy places the organism in Eukaryota, Fungi, Basidiomycota, Agaricomycetes, Boletales, Suillaceae. The record is from RefSeq and is a predicted model, not a curated record. The coding region runs from base 85 to 753 and encodes 222 amino acids.
UAUGUGAUGUCGACGAAUCAUCUCGACUCCACGAUUUUGUUUGUAUUUGAGCCUUUUGCUCUGUGACUCCCGGAGUCCUGGUGCAUGGGGACACUUAGACUUUCAAAUGCAUUGCUAUUAACUGCUAAACCAUUCGAGACUAAUGCUCGGUGCAGGACUCAGUGCUGCCGGCAGACGCCAAGGCCCCAUUUCCAUGCACUCGAUCUUCACGAUUACGUGCUUGCAGGUGUGGUAUGCCUUCAGAUUCGUGCUGAAAUGGAUCUCUUGAAGUUCAAUGCGAGUGACACUCCUCUCAGGGCCUCCACCAACAAUUACUGCAAAUUCGAAUCCACAGUAUUGGUUGGUGGCACUGGAGCCAUGAGCGAGGUUCAAGUCACCACUCCUGGAGAACCCCAAUAUGGUGAACAUUUCAGUCUGCGCAGCACUUUGCAGUAUCCACAUCAGUAUUUAGUGACGGGUGACCUUCUCGGUGGCAUCAGCCUGCUAGGCUAUGGGACGCAGAUACGGGCAUUCACCAAUCAUCGUCCCCCCAUCACACGAACGGCUGUCAUAGUUAUGAUGGUUGCCAUCACGAUACUUGAGCUAGCAGCUGGAUGGGCGCGUGAUUUGUUUCCGCUGAUGGGCGAGGACUUGCGAGGACCCCGGGGUUCGCCCAACAUAGCGCCCGCCCAACACGCGCACACCAUAAUCAGCCAAUCGUUUCAUUGUUGGAAAAAUUGCACUACCGCGAACACCCUCGAACCCUGCGUAUGAACACGGACUAUAUCGCCAUCCGGCAGACCUCCCGGUUUUGCUGGCAGAAGAGUACAGGAAGUUCAGAAGUGACCCCAUCUUCCCAUUCUCCUUUAGCGACUUCACAGGAGCUUAUAGCGAGAC